AUGAGCUCGUACUUCGUGAACCCGCUGUACUCCAAGUACAAGGCGGCGGCCGCGGCGGCGGCGGCGGCGGCGGCCGCGGCGGGCGAGGCCAUCAAUCCCACUUACUACGACUGUCACUUCGCGCCCGAGGUCAGCGGCCGCCACGCCGCCGCCCUGCAGCUCUAUGGCAACAGCGCGGCCGGCUUCCCGCACGCGCCCCCGCAGGCGCACGCGCACCCGCACCCGCCGCCGCCGCCGCCGCCGCCCGGGUGCGGCGGAGGGGGCGGCCCGGGCCCCGGGCAGGACUACUUCCACGCCGCCGGCGCGGGCAGCCCCGCCGCCGCCGCUGCCUACCAGGCCGCCCCACCUCCUCCUCCUCCUCCUCCGCACCCUCCGCCUCCCCCCUGCGGCGGGAUUGCCUGUCACGGGGAACCCGCGAAGUUUUACGGAUACGAUAACUUACAGAGACAGCCGAUUUUUACGACCCAGAAAGAGGCCGAGCUGGUACAAUAUCCUGACUGUAAAUCGUCCAGUGGUAAUAUUGGCGAGGACCCAGACCACUUAAAUCAGAGCUCGUCUCCUGCUCAAAUGUUUCCCUGGAUGAGACCACAAGCAGCUCCUGGUAGACGGAGAGGAAGGCAGACCUACAGCCGCUUCCAAACCCUAGAGCUGGAAAAGGAAUUCCUUUUUAACCCUUAUCUGACCAGGAAGAGAAGAAUCGAGGUCUCCCAUACCCUGGCCCUCACGGAGAGACAGGUAAAAAUCUGGUUCCAGAACAGGAGGAUGAAAUGGAAAAAAGAAAACAACAAAGAUAAGUUCCCCGUGUCCCGGCCCGAGGCGAAGGACGGAGAACCCAAGAAGGAAGCCCGAGACCUGGAGGAAGAUGGAGCCGAAGGCCCCACAGAUUAACUUCUAAACUUCACAGUUUUUACCACAGACUAUUAAGACUAACGAUCAGCAGAUGCUGGUGGACACCGCCUUUUCCCCCUUCCUUUUUGAAAAGGACUUUACCUGUGUUUCAAGCUACCUUAAUGCCACUGCUCUUGAGGUUUCUGCGCUUUGAAAGGGAUUUGGGCAUUUUUUAAAAAACAGUUUGUAGUAUCGCAUAGAAGCAGUCCUUGAGCUGCCCUAUAGAAGGGUAAUUUGAUACCGACCUUGUAGCUAUAUUUUUAUAAUGGUUGUUUUUAAUGUCUGAGCUGGUGAUUUGCCUCAACAACGUAAACUUCCUAAUGAUCAGCACUAAAUGAUUGAGUAUAAAAUGCUUUAUUAAUCAAACAAGUGCACUUGAACAUUUUAAAUCUUUAUGGUGAG
Molecule: messenger RNA, 1290 nt
Organism: Peromyscus californicus insignis
Lineage: Eukaryota; Metazoa; Chordata; Mammalia; Rodentia; Cricetidae
Gene: Hoxd8
Product: homeobox D8
Exons: 2
Coding region: 1-888 (295 amino acids)
Biological process (GO): regulation of transcription by RNA polymerase II
Cellular component (GO): nucleus
Molecular function (GO): RNA polymerase II transcription regulatory region sequence-specific DNA binding; DNA-binding transcription factor activity, RNA polymerase II-specific
Source: RefSeq, a predicted model, not a curated record